This is a messenger RNA of Parastagonospora nodorum SN15, 3447 nucleotides long. RefSeq lists its product as hypothetical. The record is from RefSeq and is a predicted model, not a curated record. The transcript is spliced from 5 exons. Lineage: Eukaryota; Fungi; Ascomycota; Dothideomycetes; Pleosporales; Phaeosphaeriaceae. Gene Ontology annotation, molecular function: protein binding; nucleic acid binding. Bases 1 to 3447 code for a protein of 1148 amino acids.
AUGCUGAGCUUUUGCGACCUGUUGGUUGCGUGCUUGGUCUUUGGAGUUUGCGAGGCAUGGAUUGGUGGACUUGACAAGCAGAAGCCAAAGCGUGUAGAGAUUGCAAAUAUCAGCAUCGAAUUGAAGGUUGCGACAACAUACGGCGCCACAUGGAUGACGACCCCUGCGUCAUCUGUGGCACAGAUGGCCAUAGUGUCUGGCACGAAGUGUCCUAUCAUCAACCUCCCGCCUGCAACGGAUUCUCCGCUUAGAAAGUUCUUUGCUCCAGACAGAGUGGUUGGCGUUCGCAACCAGAUGAAGAAAUACCUUAAGAUGCCAAGGGAGGAGCCCAAACCGAAGGAAGUCACUGGGAACUCGACUGACGGUCAUGAUUUUCAAGCGCAGUCUGGAGCUACUACUACUGCCCCCAUGGAUACUACUGCUGCUGCAGAUGAAGACACGCUACUCAGUUCCCAUCUUGCCAAGAUCACCACGACUGGAACUGACAAUCUGAAGAAGGUACGCGACAUCACACAGAAAGAGGCUGUCGAUUCAGAACUGGCGAAAGCUGCAGAGGUACCAAGUUCUGCCUUGGGAAACGGCAACAUCUUCAAGUCUACAGCACGUGUGAGCAGCGCGGCAAGUGCGAAGUUCCCUCUUCGCAAAGAGUUCGCAAACACAAAUUCCGAAGUAUUCACCAACCACUUCGAAGUCGUGUUCAAACCUACUACGCAAUUCUUCGUGUAUGAGGUACUGAAGAUGCCAGCUGGAAAGUCCAAGAGGAAGUCCAAAUUCAUCCUGAAGACCGCGAUUGAGGCCUGGGACUUUCUGAAGAACAACAAGGAGCACUUCACCACAGGCGGGAUCAACACCAUCGUCGCUUGGAAAGACCUUCACAGCGAGAUGAACUGCAACCGUGUCGUUGAUGGAGCAGAUAACACCCAAGUUGGUGCGAUUUGGAUGCCGGAUGCUAUUGCGGAUGGUAGCCAGCGCAUUCAGUUGUUCAUCAAACUUCAGCGGGAGCUCGAUCUCGCUGGACUUCAAAACUAUAUCAAUGCAAGUCAGGCAGCAAGCGACGCGGAAUUCGCCUUCAGCCCCAUAGUUGACGCGUUGAACAUUGCUGUUUCGUCGAGCUUGUCUCGUGACGACGUCAUUCUGCAGUCGGCCAGCAAAUUCUUCGUGAAGAAUGGCUACAAACCCUUGGCAGGCGGUAAGAACCUCAAGAGCUUAUGCACCAUUCGAGGAUACUACUACACCAUCAAGCCUGGUAUGCAGAAGGUACUGCUGAACGUGAAUGCAGCCACUAGCGCAUUCUUUUGCCCCAUCACUGUUGCAGACUUUCUGAAAGACGAAACUUUCACGUACGCUGAGCGUGAGAAGCAUCUCAAGACGCUUAGGCUGUACAUCGAGCCAGAUCGUACAGCGACCGAUGACCCUGACGACAAGCAUACUGAUCACCUCAACAAGCCGCAAAACCGCAUCAAGUCAUUCUGUGGACUCGGUCCUGUAUUUACAGACUCCCAGAUGUCUUUCCACAAGAACAAAAAAGACGACCAGGGUAAUUGGGUACAAGAUGAGAACAAGACUCGUGUCAUCGACCAUCUCCAGAAGACCUUCGCCAAGCCAUUCAAGAAGGACGGUUACGCUAUCAAUGUUGGAACCGCUGCAGAUACUGUCUACUACCCAGCUGAGUACCUGCGUAUCAUGCCGUAUCAGAUUUACAGGCAAUUGCUCCCUGAUACCGUGGUAGAGGACAUGCUCACGCAAGCGACGCAUCUCCCAGAGCAGAGUAGGCGUCUCAUUGAGGUGGAGGCAAUGCAUUUACUUGGUCUAGACCCAGCAAAGUCUCUGCAGAAUCUUAUCCCAUCAGCUCAGAUGGAGAAAUUGGACAUAAUUUAUGGUGCGAAGACCUCAAACCAGCAGCCCAAUACACAAGCUCAGUGGAAUCUCCAAAACCUGAAAGCAUUUAUUGAUGCUCCAGGGAACAAGGCCCCCGCAAAAACCCACAACUGUCUCUGGCUAGUCGAGGAGGGCAUCGUAAAAGACACUGUCGAAAAUUACCAAGAAACAUUUGGCAGAUUGGUCAAACAGUAUGGCAUUUGUGCUGGUGCAAAAGCUGUCCACACACAGAAACUCAGCAGUCUCCGAGAUGGUGCGACACACUCCGCCAUCAAGACCAGACUAUCAGAUGGCAUUCAAACUUUCGUCAAGAACAACAAGGGCACAAACCUGGUGGUUCUACUUCUCAAGACCCAGAGCAUUCCAGUAUAUUCUGCUUUCAAAGCGGCCGCGGAUACGGAGGCGGGGUUGCAAUCAAUAUGCAUGACGCAAGCGCCAAACUACAUCAGUGCAAAGCAGAAAUGUAAAGAAAAUAUCGACCAAUACAUGGCAAACAUCAUGAUGAAAGCGAAUCUCAAGUUUGGUGGAGGCAAUCACACCGUUCAGUUCGCCGCAAAGCCUCUCACCCACAUCGCAACAACAUUGCAGGACACGUUGGUGCUUGGUGCUGAUAUUACCCACCCUUCCCCUGGUUCUCUGGUCGGAUGUCCAUCCAUUGCAGCAGUUGUUGGCUCAGUGAACUCAAUGUCCACGAAGUAUCUCGGCUCCAUGAGGCUCCAGGAAACCUGCAAGAAAGAAAUCAUUGACGACCUUCAGGCUAUGGUUUACGAGAGAAUCGUUGCCUACGAACAAGCAACCCGCAAUUUUCCAAAGAGGAUUCUCUUCUACAGGGACGGUGUAUCUACAGGACAAUUCGCCAAGGUCAGAGAUGAAGAGCUGCCAUCAAUCAAAGCAGCGUUCCGACAAAGAGUCACUAUUGUCGUGGCUGUGAAGCGUCACCACACACGCUUCUACCCAGCUAAAGCUCUCAAGCACCUAAACGGCAAUUGUGUACCAGGCACCCUCGUUGACCGCGUUGUCACAUCCCCCCACUACUGUGACUUCUUCUUGCAGUCCCACCACGGCCUGAAGGGCACGGCCAUCCCCACUCACUACGUCGUCAUCGCCAACGAGAUAGGCCUUGGAGACAAAGAGCUUCAAGAGCUCACUUGGAAGAUGUGCUACACCUACGUCCGCGCCACACUCGGCGUAUCAUAUGCCCCGCCCGCAUAUUAUUCCGACAGGCUCUGCGAUCGUGGUCGCGCUUACAUGCGUGACUUCUACAGUCCGGAUCCCGACAGCGCGUAUACCCAGGCAUACGACGCCAUGAAAAAGAUAAUCGAGCAAAACGCUGCGGCUUCUUUGGCUGAAAAGAUCAGUGCACUUCCGCCGGUGCCGAUACGUCCUGGUCGAAAUGCGGCGAGGAAGUCUGCGGCUCAGAUUGGCAUCGAGCGCGCUCAUCGCAGAGCUGUGGAGGAUGAGCUUGAAAGACAGGUUCUUGCGUGGGCGCGCAAAGACUUUGAGGAUCUGAGGGAGGGAGGUUGCGGUCCUUGGAAGAAGAGCCUCGAUGACACGAUGUUCUGGAUGUGA